AUGAACGCGUCUGGUGCGCGCUCACGAGAGAAGGCGAUGCGGCGCGAGAACAAGCAGGAGGCAGUGCUGAGACCCGUAAGAGGACUGAAGACACAGGCAUUCGAACCAAGAGGAUGCAGUCUGGAUUCAGCUGCUCAUCUGAGUACAGGGCGGGUCGUCAUUUGUGUAACUCAGAUCAGUGCAGUGUGCCUCCUUAACACCAUGGUGCUGUCCCAACGGCAACGAGAUGAACUAAAUCGUGCAAUAUCCGAUUAUCUUCGUUCCAAUGGAUAUGAAGAAGCAUAUUCCAAUUUCAAAAAAGAAGCUGAAUUAGACGUGAAUGAAGAUUUGGAUAAAAAGUAUGCAGGUCUUCUGGAGAAAAAAUGGACCUCUGUCAUCAGGUUGCAGAAGAAGGUAAUGGAACUUGAAUCAAAGUUGAACGAUGUGAAAGAUGACAUCCACUUUGGCGGACCAGUCACUCAGAAGCGCGACCCCAAAGAGUGGAUUCCCCGACCUCCAGAGAAGUACACUCUAAGUGGGCACCGGAGUCCUGUCACUCGAGUCAUUUUCCAUCCAGUGUUCAGCGUCAUGGUGUCUGCCUCUGAGGACGCCACCAUAAAAGUUUGGGACUAUGAGGCCGGGGACUUUGAGCGCACAUUGAAGGGUCAUACAGACUCUGUACAAGACAUCUCUUUUGACCAAACUGGCAAGCUGCUCGCCUCCUGCUCUGCUGAUAUGACCAUCAAGCUGUGGGAUUUCCAAGUUUUUGAGUGCAUACGGACCAUGCAUGGACACGAUCAUAAUGUUUCUUCAGUUGCCAUCAUGCCAAAUGGAGAUCACAUUGUCUCUGCUUCAAGGGACAAAACCAUAAAAAUGUGGGAGGUCGCCACUGGUUAUUCGGUAAAGACCUUCACUGGCCACAGGGAGUGGGUCCGUAUGGUGCGACCAAAUCAGGAUGGCACAUUAAUUGCCAGCUGCUCUAACGACCAGACAGUGCGUGUGUGGGUUGUGGCCACGAAAGAGUGCAAAGCAGAGCUGCGGGAACAUGAGCAUGUAGUGGAGUGCAUUUCAUGGGCUCCAGAGAGCGCUUAUCCCAGUAUCCAGGAUGCUACUGGGUCAGAGAAUAAAAAAAGUGGCAAGCCAGGUCCUUUCCUAUUGUCUGGCUCCAGAGAUAAAACUAUUAAGAUGUGGGAUAUAAGCACCAGCAUGUGCCUUAUGACUCUGGUUGGCCAUGACAAUUGGGUACGUGGUGUCCUUUUCCAUCCUGGUGGGAAGUUUGUUGUUAGUUGUGCAGAUGACAAAACUUUAAGGAUUUGGGACUACAAGAACAAGCGGUGCACGAAAACCUUGGGGGCUCAUGAACACUUUGUUACCUCUAUGGAUUUCCACAAAGCUGCACCUGAGAAGUUUGUCACCAAAGAGAUGUCUGCAGCACCAGGAAACAAGGACCCAAAUUCUGACGCUCUCUUUAAAGUCAUGUCUCUUAACAAGUCAAUGCAUCCACGGAACCGUUACAAAGACAAGCCCCCUGACUUCGCCUACUUAGCCUCGAAGUACCCGGAGUUCCAGCAGCACGUACAGACCAGCCUGGUGGGGCGGCCAAUUGUGAAUUUCAAAGAGCCAGAAGCAGUUCGAGCAUUGACCUGCACCUUGCUUAAAGAAGACUUUGGUUUGACUAUAGAGAUUCCCCUAGAGCGUCUGAUACCCACAGUGCCACUACGUCUCAACUACAUUCACUGGGUGGAGGACCUUAUCGAUGGCCAAAAGCAACUGCGGCGUGGCAUUGAUAUUGGUACUGGGGCCUCUUGCAUAUACCCCUUAUUAGGAGCCACAAUGAAUGGUUGGUACUUUCUCGCUACAGAGGUAGAUGACAUCUGCUUCAAUUAUGCAAAGAAAAAUGUGGAGCAAAACAAUAUGUCAAAAUGUAUAAAAGUUGUAAAGGUACCACAGAAGACUUUACUCAUGGAUGCUUUGAAAGAGGAGACAGAGAUUCUGUAUGACUUCUGUAUGUGCAACCCCCCUUUUUUUGCAAACCAGCUGGAAGCACAGGGAGUUAACUCUAGAAACUCCAGACGACCUCCCCCUAGCUCGGUCAACACUGGAGGGGUGACGGAGAUAAUGGCAGAGGGUGGGGAGCUAGAGUUUGUCAAGAGAAUCAUUCACGACAGUCUGCAGCUUAAGAAGCGCUUACGGUGGUAUAGCUGCAUGUUGGGGAAGAAAUGCAGCCUGGCGCCAUUGAAAGAGGAGCUGAAGAAACAAGGGGUGCCCAAAGUGACCUAUACAGAGUUCUGCCAGGGGCGGACAAUGCGAUGGGCAUUGGCCUGGAGCUUUUAUGACGAUGUGAUGGUUCCGUCUCCUCCCACUAAGAAACGCAAACUGGAGAAGGCCCGGAAACCGCUGUCGUUCACGCUUCCAGAGGUGGGGCUCAAAUCGCUCCAGACAAAAGCCUCAGCGCUCGGCUGCACUGGAAGUUGUCCUGUGGAGGCUGUCACUGCUCUUCUGGAAAAGUCUCUCACUGAGCUACGAGUUCUCUUUAAACAAGUUCCCUGUCGAAAGCAAGAAAAGAGCCUGUUAUUGACAGCUGUGGAGAACACAUGGAUCCAUGGACGUCAAAGACGACGUGAACAGAGACGGCAGUUGAGAGAGAUUCCAAGAGCACCACAAAGUCUCCAAAACGCUGCUGCAUCUAUAGCACCACAUCCCUCUACAAGUGACACGCCAAUAAAUGAGCAAGAGUCGACGUGUCAAACCCAGCCCACCGUGCCAAGAGAAGAACCCGAGGCCGGAUUGACCGCCACAGUUCUGGAAGCUGCUACAGAAAACGAUUCCCUUUUACAGAAACCCAGCAGCCCUGGUGCAGCCGGACUGUUUUUAUUCAAAUGUUUGCUGAAUGUGAUGUUUGAGGAAAAAGAUGUACUGGUGGAGAUGCACUGGGUCGAGGGUCAGAACAAAGACCUAAUGAACCAACUCUGCACGUUCCUCAAGAACACACUGCUGAGGUCUAUCGCAGUGUGA
Messenger RNA from Knipowitschia caucasica, 2994 nucleotides. NCBI's taxonomy places the organism in Eukaryota, Metazoa, Chordata, Actinopteri, Gobiiformes, Gobiidae. The record is from the annotation of a GenBank genome assembly.